Molecule: messenger RNA, 2245 nt
Organism: Penaeus vannamei (Pacific white shrimp)
Lineage: Eukaryota; Metazoa; Arthropoda; Malacostraca; Decapoda; Penaeidae
Gene: LysRS
Product: Lysyl-tRNA synthetase
Biological process (GO): lysyl-tRNA aminoacylation
Cellular component (GO): mitochondrion; cytoplasm; aminoacyl-tRNA synthetase multienzyme complex
Molecular function (GO): ATP binding; tRNA binding; lysine-tRNA ligase activity
Source: RefSeq, a predicted model, not a curated record
GUUCGAAUGUUGUGGUGCGCAAGUCGACGUUCCAACGCCACUCGCGCACACACGACCGCAAUACCGGGACCAUGGCGGAUACAGGAGAAGAAAAGAUUUCCAAAAAGUAAAGUACUGUAAUAUAGAGGAUGAUAAGGAUGUUGAGGUGCUUACUACAAACAGCGGCCUUCCAGGGUGCCCGAGUUUUGGAGACUCGGGGGAACAGACUCUUAACUCUGUCAGGCUGUUCGGCAUAUUGCCAGCCCUACUGCUCAUAUUCAUCCCGCAGUGAACUGAAAAGGAGACUGAAGGCUGAGAAGAAGGCACAAGAGAAAGCAGAAAAAGAAGCAAAUAAGGGUGCAACUCAGGCUGACCAGGCUGCAAAACCCAAGAAGGUGAAUGAGGAAGAAAUUAGUCCCAAUGAAUACCUCAAACUGAGGACCCAGUAUGUUCAGCAGUUGAAAAAUGAAGGUAAACCAGUGUAUCCUCACAAGUUCCAUGUGUCUACCUCACUCACACUGUUCCUGGAGAAAUACAGUUCACUGGGAGAAAAUGAGGAGGGAAAGGAGGAAGUUACUGUGGCUGGCAGGGUCCAUGCCAUUCGAGAGAGCAGCCAGAAGUUGCGCUUCUAUGACCUCAGAGGGGAAGGAGUAAAGUUACAGGUAAUGGCAAAUCUGAAAUUCUAUGAAAGUGAGGAGAGUUUCAUGGAUGAUUGCAAUAAGAUCCGUCGAGGAGACAUCAUUGGAGUGAAGGGCAUUGGACUGCGGACCAAGACUGGAGAAUUGUCUAUCCGUCCAUCCAAGAUUGAAGUCCUCUCUCCAUGUCUUCACAUGCUUCCACAUCUCCACUUUGGUAUUAAGGACCAGGAAACAAGGUACAGACAGAGAUAUCUUGACCUUAUUAUCAAUUCAGACAUCCGCAAGAAGUUCGUUGUCAGAGCUAAUAUAAUCUCAUACAUUCGCAAGUUCUUUGAUGACUUGGGUUUCUUGGAGGUUGAAACGCCAAUGAUGAACAUGAUUGCUGGGGGCGCCACAGCAAAGCCCUUCAUCACACAUCAUAAUGACUUGGACAUGGACCUCUACCUGCGAGUAGCCCCUGAACUGUUCCUCAAGAUGCUUAUUGUUGGAGGUAUUGACAGAGUAUAUGAAAUUGGGAAACAGUUUAGGAAUGAAAGCAUUGAUCUCACACACAACCCAGAGUUCACAACUUGUGAAUUCUAUAUGGCGUAUGCAGACUAUAAUGACUUGAUUGAGCUUACAGAAAAGUUGGUGUCAGGGAUGGUUCAUAGCAUUUUUGGGUCAUACAAAGUGAAAUUCCAGCCACAAGGACCAGAAGGUGAAGAAUGGGAAAUUGAUUUUAAACCUCCCUACCGAAGAAUUCACAUGUUCCCAGGUCUUGAGAAGGAGCUCAAUGCAAAACUUCCAGCCCCAGAUCAGCUUAAUUCAGAGGAGGCACGCAAAACUUUAAGUGACUUGUGUGAGAAGCAUGGUGUAGAGUGCCCUCCUCCUCGCACUGCUGCACGAUUAUUAGACAAGUUAGUUGGUGAAUUUUUGGAAGAAAAAUGUAUUCACCCAACCUUUAUCAUGGAUCAUCCCCAAGUAAUGAGUCCCCUUGCCAAAUAUCACCGUUCAGUCAAGGGACUUACAGAGAGGUUUGAGCUCUUUGUGGCCAAGAAGGAAAUCUGCAAUGCAUACACUGAGCUCAAUGACCCACUUGACCAGAGAGCCAGAUUUGCACAGCAAGCACAGGAUAAGGCAGCUGGAGAUGAUGAGGCACAAAUGAUUGAUGAGAACUUCUGCACUGCCUUGGAAUAUGGCCUCCCGCCUACAGGUGGCUGGGGCAUGGGCAUUGACCGCCUGGCCAUGUUCUUAACUAACUCAUACAACAUCAAGGAAGUCCUCUUCUUCCCAGCAAUGAAGCCUGAAGACCAACACAAGAAGCAAACUGAAGAGGCGAACAAGGAGAACCAGCCAUCGUCCUAAGGCCUUCAGGAUGUACUGCCAGUUUCCUGUUACCAAAGAGUUAGAAUGGCAACACAUUGGGGUUCUAAUUUUAAUGGUGGAGGAAUUGUGAUUUUUUCAUGAUUAGAAUCACACAAUCACAGCUCUUCUGAUUUAAGAUCGAAAUACGACAUUUACAUAAAUUAUUGAUCAAUAAAAUGUCAUUUUACAAAUGUAAGAUUUUUCUUACUAUUUAAGUCUACCCUAAUUGUUACCUUUAUUAUUAUAUUUAUUCUCUUUGGUGAUAUAAAACAUCGGGAGUAAUA